CAGACAAGGUGACAGUCCAACAAAAUACUGCGAAUUCUGUUUGAAAUUUAGACAAAUUAUUAAUAAUUAAUAGAAUGUGAUUAUUGAUUUUCUUAUAUCUUUCUGCCUCCAGUUUUUUAAUUAAAAUUUUGUCCGGUAUUGGUAUAAUGUAGUGACCGCUAACUAGUAGUGAUGCUGACUGCGUACUUUAUGACUGUAUACUUCUCUACCGACGAAGCACAAACCUAGUGAAUUUUUGAUGAAUCUGUUUAUUCAGACAUUAAAUUGGUGUGCAGAAUAACCCACAUCUUCGUUUUAAAAGUGAAGUUGGACACAUUUCAUAUGUCUGAAGUAGUAACAUUCCAAGCACCCAGCAAACUACUAUGGAUGAAAUCUGCACGGCGUCUGAUUUAGUUAAAGAUUCACAGGAAAUUAUUUUUAAUACCGCAAAUGAUCUAGACAUACACAAUGAUUUUGAGUUUUAUGAUUCUGAAGAUUCUUUUUAUCAAACAUCACAAUCAACUUCAGUAUUAAAUAUAACAACUGCAGAUGAUUCUGUGUUAAAUGUAAAUGAAGAAUAUGUUAAUCCAACAAUAAUGAAUAAAAAACCAAGUGACAUUUCAGAAAUACGGACUGACUUUGUUGCAGUCAUAGAACCAGUAUUUUAUGCCUCAACACCAAAUAAUUCUAUUUUAUCAGUGAACAGAAAUAAUGUCCAUGACCAUCAUAGGAAUGAAGUAUUGACUACAGCACAAGAGGCUUCUGCCAAUGUAAUAAUUUCUCAACAUGACUCUUCUCGGCUAAACUCCAGUGAAGAAGUUAAAUCUUUGGAAAAAAUAAAUGACUAUCCUUUGACAACUAAGAACGUAACAAGUAAUACUACUAAUUGUGUGGUAAAUACGACAUCUGACAAAAGAUUUGCAGAAUUAAAAAUUGAUAGUAGCGAUGAUGAUUGUAACACUAAAAGCCAACUGUCCAUCGAUUCGGGAAAUGAAAGGUCGAGCCAUAAGUAUUUUAUCGAUUUGUCAAGUUUACCGGAUUCGUUGCCACCUAAAAAAACAAAUGAGUUAGAGCAUGUGCAUGAAAAAAGUAAGAUUUUCAACAUAUUUGUCGAUUUAGGUGAUAAGGCACCAGUAAAGGAGAUGCCCAGUAGACUGUCUUCCGCAUUGAACGUAAAAAAACAAAUCGAUAAAAGUCAACCAGCUCAAGUAAAACCUAGUAAAAUUUCAAAAAUAUUGAAUGCUGAAAAACGCCAGACUACAUCGAUCGAAAAAACCACAUUGUGUAACAAAUCUACGCUAUCUGAGUUUGAAGCAAUAGAAGCGUUAUGUAACGAUCCAAAUAUAAGUCUUAAUGAAAUAAUUCAUAUACCAAAAACAAAAAAGAAUAAAAACGAGAAAACAAGUUUGUCUCAAGAACCAUUUCGAAACCAAAGUGAGCAAAGCGAAUCUGCAGUAAGUAAAGAAGAUGUUUUUCAGAAGGCCGAUUCUUACGUAAAAUUGUCCGACUUGGAUAAUCCAGUGUCACAAACAGAUUUAUCAGCACGUCAUGAAACAGCAAAUGACGCCCGAAUGACUAGAUCUAUUCCAGACAAUAACUGGAGAAAACAAUAUCAGUCUACCUGUGUAUCGAUAGGAUUGCUAAGUUCUUUUCACUCUGAGAACGCAUUGAGCUUAAAUAGACUCUUUCCAAAUUUAAAGAACGAUAUCAGUAGAAGUAUGCCCGGGUCUUUGUCAGCCAGAACGUCUUUAUUAAAGUCUGGUAUAGUUCCAAGUCCCGGGGAGACUGACGAGCCUAAUAUGACGUCGGAUGUUUCGGAAAUAAGCAGUGUCCAAAGCAGUACAUGCCGCUCUAUCGUUGAGAGUACCACAGAAGAGUCAAGUCACGUAGCAAAUUUGAUUGUCAAUUGUCAGUCCCGUUUAGGGCAAGAUUUGCUUCGAAUGUUCAUAGAGGAAAUAGCGCCGGACGUUAUAGUAGAAGUUGCAGGAAAACGUAUUAAGGCGCAUAAAUGUAUUUUAUCUUCCCGAUGUCAAUAUUUCGCUCGUAUGCUUAGUGGAGGGUGGGUCGAAAGUGCUGGAAAUGUCAUUACUUUAUCAUUAUUUUCCUUUGAGGCCGUUCAUUUUGUGUUGUGCCACAUAUAUUCGGGGACGUCUGAUCUUCCUGACAGUAUACGUAUCGUUGAAUUGGCAGCUAUGGCGGAUAUGUUGGGACUAGAGGGACUCAAGGAAGCAAUUAUGGUCAAGCUUAAAGUCACUUAUUGUCAUAAUUUCCAUACGCCGUGCUCAAUUUGUAUUGUGGGCGUCGUCGAGUGCUUACCGCUAUCGGCUGUGUAUGGCUUGGACGAUCUGUACCGCAAAAUCUUAAGAUGGAUGACAAAGCAUUUCGCAACCAUUUGGCCGACGAAACCGUUCGCUACAUUACCAAAGGAGCUCUUGGAAAAAUGUUAUCAAGAGCAUGUUGUUAAUUUAUCAAUUGAUAAUUUUCUGGACACAGUGUAUGGAUGCGGAAGCAUAGUUGGUAGACUGGAAAAUACAAAAUGGGCUGAUAAAGUGGCUCAAAUGUGCCGACGGUUGGUCAACGCAGCCGCACAUUUCGCUGCACCGAAACUAGUUCAAAUCCUCGAAUUAAUCGCCACCGUUCCAAACGACUCAGCUACGCUAUCAAAGCAGGCUUUAAAAGACUGUUUAACAGCAGCUAUAGAAUGGGCACCACCAGGCGAAACCUGCAAAGCAUACGCAUUUCUAUCAAACUUAGUUAAAGUAAUUCGAUCAAAGGCAGAUCUGAUUUUAAAUAUUACCGGGAAGGUCGCAGAUCCUGAUAAUUUAUUGUACACAAACGCGAAUAAUUGGCGUUUGCAGUGUGAGAAUACAUUGGUCAGGGCCGCACCGCGCGUCGUUAGUACUCAAGCAUUUAAAGAUUUACCUUCGGAGUUAAGGAAGCGGCUGAGGGAACUUGGUUGUAUUGUGUAUGGUCAUCAAGCGAACCCUACAUUCUCGCCCAUUCCAGGAAGAUAUACCAAAAGCAUGAGUCAAACUAAAACUUGCGAGGAUGCAAUAAAGAGCCUUAAUAUGGAACACGUACGAAAGUCGUUCGUUCCCUACAAAGCGAAACCCUACACGGUAACCACAGAGAAAGUAAAGUGUGAGCGUGAAAAGAAAAAACCGAUUGUAGUACGAACGACGCGGGCGCAAGAAAAACGCGCUAUAUACAAUAUGUCGAAGACGGGACCAACGAAAUCGGCUUCACAGAAUCCGUCAGCGAAAACGCCGCGUUACCUUGACCCGAAUUCGUGUAGGGAUGCAAAGAUGCCGCAAAAGAAUUUUAUUAAUAAAGUUAUGUCGUCUACCGAGAGCUCCCGUAACUCGAGUCCCGUGCUUAAGAGGAAUGAGAAGAAGCAAGCUAAAGCUAUGUCCGAAGAUAGCCUCGCAACGACGUCGAGGCCGAGAACUGCAGAGCCUUCGACGGAUUCACUUAGCGAGUCGCAAAGUAACAAGUACGGCACCUACACUAAAACAAAACACGCUCUAAAAGGAUCUAUCGAAUCAGUAACGACGCAACAUAGCAUAACAUCCAAUAGAAACACGAGUACAAAAAUUCCUUUAUAUUCUCAUGCUGGCUCCAAAACUGAGAGCCAAUGUCGUCGUCAGAUUGCUCAAAAUGAACCGAAAACAAACAAAACACAAUCCAGUAGAAUGUCAACGAAUAUACCUAAACCGAAGAUAACAUUCCCUGGUUCCCUCAUGAUGGCUACUAAAGCCAGUUCGGCUAAAAUAGUGACGAAAGUUGUGAAGGAACCCGUCAAAACGAAGAAGGUGCCUAAAAAAGCAAAGGAUGUGGAAUCAAGGCCAAUAGGAAGAUCGGGGACGUUCUUAAAGGAUGAACCAACCUUCAGUGAAGAAUCAAGGUUAAUGAGCAAAUAAUUUUAUUUUCGUACUAGCCUUAUGCUGAAGCAUUAUACUUAAAGUUUAUUUUUAAAAUCACAUCAGUCGGACGCAUUUUCUGUAGACACUUAAAUUGUUAUUAUAAGCGAUCUUGUGACGACGUAUUUUUUUCACACCUAUAAAAGUUUUAUGGCUAAGUAUGUCAAAUAGAAAUAAACUAUUCCUUAGUUAGUUUGUGAUUAACGCUUCAGGCUUGAAUUCAUCUUAUUGUUUUUAAGACCGAAGCAAGGACAGCUAUAAAAAACAUAAAUAGUCUCAUCCCUUAAUUUUUUAUUUUUAGUGAUAUUAUAGUUAUGCGUUAAGAAUGACUAGUCUCGAGACUUCGUUAAUUUGUUAUAGUUUUACAUUUAUUUACUACAUUACUUUUUUAAGUCUAGUUCUUGACAUUCCAAACAAGUUCGACGUAAAAUAUAAUUAGAUAACAAAUAUUUUUUUUACUAUAUUUUAUAUACUCUUUAUUGUCUUUAAUUUAUCGUAUUGGCUCUUUUUCUUCACUUUUGUUUCAUAGCAUAUAUUUUAUAUGAGAUUCUAUAUGCUUACGUGUGUUAACUAUACGUUAAGGUGUUUAUUGACAUUGUAAUUUAAGAUGGUUAACUUAGUAUUAAGUGAUAAAUUUAUAGACUUUCUUGACAUUUUGUUUUUUUCUACGCUGUUACAUUUUCUUUAUUGGUUUAUAAUUGUAGUAGUAGUAAAAGUAUUUGCAUUGACACUUCAAGACAUAAUUUUUAUUUAACUUUACAAUUGUAUGUUGGUACUUUGAUAUUCUUGACACGUAUCGCCAUAGGUAAUUUGUAAAAAUAAAGGCUGGCCCUCAGUUAAUGCUGAUUUGUUACAAAGGAUGAUUACACCUAUGAAACAAAUCAAGGAACUUAAUAUAUCAAGUACUUAAAAUUAAAAGUAUCAUUUUUGUUUUUUAGUUUUUAAUGUAAGUAUAGUUUUUUUUUAGAUAUACUUUUAAAAUGAUCUCAAGGAUGCACAGUAUUUAGUUGUUUGUUCAAGCAUCAGCCAUUUUUAGAGACUAUUAUUUUUCUAUAUAAUUAAAGUACGCUAAGCUAAGCUCUAGAUAUUGUGAUUAUUAUUCGAAGACUAAAGCAAUCGACUUUAACCUGAAAGGGCUUAUCAAUACAACCUAUAAGUAUUCUGUGUUGCAUUUCUGCAAUUUUAUUUACUACUACUUUAACUUUUAGUACUGAUUAUAUAGUUAAAUGUACAAUAGUUAGAUGUUUUGCUUGAUGUUUAGUCUCGAAUAAAAAACGUAAACAUGUUAUUGUAAUUUUUAUUUUUCAACAAUAUAAAUAAAUUUUCAAUCGCA
Messenger RNA from Pieris rapae (cabbage white), 5232 nucleotides. RefSeq lists its product as uncharacterized. Bases 363 to 3899 code for a protein of 1178 amino acids. The record is from RefSeq and is a predicted model, not a curated record. Gene Ontology annotation, molecular function: protein binding. Lineage: Eukaryota; Metazoa; Arthropoda; Insecta; Lepidoptera; Pieridae. The transcript has 8 exons.